Messenger RNA from Aureobasidium namibiae CBS 147.97, 1107 nucleotides. RefSeq names its product ATP12-domain-containing protein. The coding region runs from base 1 to 1107 and encodes 368 amino acids. NCBI's taxonomy places the organism in Eukaryota, Fungi, Ascomycota, Dothideomycetes, Dothideales, Saccotheciaceae. Gene Ontology annotation, biological process: mitochondrial proton-transporting ATP synthase complex assembly. Gene Ontology annotation, cellular component: mitochondrion. The record is from RefSeq and is a predicted model, not a curated record. The transcript has 2 exons.
AUGGAGUCCGUCAUUCGCCCGGCAUUGACAGCGUCUGGUCGUCGCACAGCCGCCGCCCGCUUCCGCCCGGCAUGUCGCUGUCUGCACAGCAGCCCAUCGAGGACGGCCACGCCACUGCCUCAUCCCAUCGCUGCCGGUCCGCCACCUCAACCCCCGACAGCGCCUGCCACCGAGACCGAGGAGCGCGUCGCCCGUAAGAGACAGCAGGCUGCUCUUCUGGCAAGACAGGCCCAGAUCAAGGUCGACCCUGCAAAGCCCGCCUCGGCCCUGCGCAAGCGUUUCUGGAAAGAGACGUCGGUCAAAGAGACUGCUGAUGGACUCCAAAUCCUGCUGGACAAACGACCGGUCAGAAACGCUUCAAAAGAGGUUCUCACUCUGCCACCCACCAAACGCGUCCUCGCCACGGGCAUUGCUCUCGAAUGGGAUCUUCUCACAUCAGCACAACAGGCAUUGAAGCACCACUACAUUCCUCUCACGUCGCUGAGCUCGCGCGCUAUCGACAUCCACAAUGCGGACGUUGCAGGCGACAAGAGGAUCAGAGACAACAUUGUCACCAUGCUCAUGCGAUAUCUCAUCACCGACACACUACUUUGCUGGGACCCCGAAAAGAGCAUUCACGAUCCAGCGUCCAUGUUUGACCCCAAGGACGACGGGCAACCCAAGCAGAGUCUUCGCCAGAAGCAGAUUGAGACGGCCGAGCCGAUUCUCGCAUACCUCACCACACACAUUUUCCCGGGUCUCGAGAUUGUUCCCGUUCUGGGCGAGGAUAGCAUCAUGCCCGUCAAGCAGCCUCAGGUGACGCAAGAGGUGAUUCGCGGAUGGAUCUCUGGUCUGCCUGCAUUCGAGCUGGCGGGACUCGAAAGAGGAGUGUUGGCUACCAAGAGCUUGCUUGUGGCAACUCGUCUGUUGGUCGAGUGGAGUCAGGAGUUCAGACACGUGCAGAAGAACAACGACACCAGCAGAUUCGGCAUCGCCGAAGCACGCAAGGCUUCGAGCGUCGAAGUGACAUGGCAGACAGACAUGUGGGGUGAGGUCGACGACACGCACGACGUCGACAAGGAGGACGUAGCAAGACAGCUUGGCAGUGUGAUUCUGCUCGUGUCGUAG